This is a messenger RNA of Mytilus trossulus (common blue mussel), 1125 nucleotides long. Its product is annotated as phospholipid scramblase 3-like. Lineage: Eukaryota; Metazoa; Mollusca; Bivalvia; Mytilida; Mytilidae. Gene Ontology annotation, molecular function: phospholipid scramblase activity. Bases 212 to 949 code for a protein of 245 amino acids. Gene Ontology annotation, biological process: plasma membrane phospholipid scrambling. The transcript is spliced from 6 exons. Gene Ontology annotation, cellular component: plasma membrane. The record is from RefSeq and is a predicted model, not a curated record.
AUCCGGCACAUGUCAAUAACUAUGUACACAAGUUUUUAAAUUAGCAAAUUGUUGAAUGAAACUUAGCAUUUUCAUUUAUUUGAUUAAAUGAUUUAUACGAAGGAUAGCAGUUAAUUAUGUAAACGAUCACAUAAACAUAAUUAUGUACAUGUAUUACAACUCACGGGCCGGCUACUACACUUUAGCCUGAGUUUUUUGGUGUUGAAGUCAGAUGGCAUACACUGUGCCGGAAACUCAUCAGCCCUGUAAAGGAGAAAGGAAAGAAUUACCAAAUGGCCUGAGGGAACUUGCAACUUUAUCUGAAGUUCUAGUCAGUCGGAAUGUCAAUGUAUGUGAAGUGUUUUUGUGCUGUACACCUCGACAAGCUUCUUUUAGUAUAUACACAACUGGUUCUGACCAGGAUGAAAUACUCAGCAUUAAGGAAUCUGGUAUGUGUUUGUUUAGAGAAUGUAUUGGAGCUGCUAGGAACUUGAAUCUCCGUAUGAAUAACUGUGACGAUGAGAACGUGGCUACAUUUUAUCGUACAAUGACAUGUUCACGUGGAUGUUGUUUCUCACCAGGACCUCCUUCAAUGGCAGUUAACUCACCACCUCACAUCAGACUGGGUAAAAUAGAAGAAAGAGUAACCUGUUGUAAUCCCAUUUUUGAUGUAUUACCUCAUAAAGAAAAUGAACCUACACUGACAUAUACCACAAACUGUUGUUAUAUGAAGACAUGUAACUGGUGUACUGAUGUAGAAAUUCAGGUCUAUGACCCAGAUACAGACAUUCUUGUUGCUAAAAUUAUAAAGAAUUCAAAAUCUGAUGGUGCUGAAUUAUUUAACUUGAAAAAUGACUUCCUUGUAGAGUUUUUAACAGACCUGGAUAUUGUAAAGAAACUGAUGGUUUUAGGAGCCUGUUUACUGGUAGAUUUUAACAACUUUGAACAUGACAGGAGAUUUUGCUGUUGAUGAAUAUUUGCAUAUUGGUUUUCAUAAUGAUAACAAAACUGUGAAAUAUCCGUUUCAUUCAAAAUGAGAAAGAACUAAACAUUGUUAUUUUGAAAGUAGUAAAUUUAAACAUAAAUUUACAAUUUGAGAGUAUUACAGGCAUAUUGCUAUAACUUCAAGGGUCACUUUUAUAUAUA